Messenger RNA from Mus musculus (house mouse), 679 nucleotides. RefSeq names its product ripply transcriptional repressor 1 (gene Ripply1). NCBI's taxonomy places the organism in Eukaryota, Metazoa, Chordata, Mammalia, Rodentia, Muridae. The record is from RefSeq and is marked validated. The transcript has 4 exons. Bases 43 to 648 code for a protein of 201 amino acids. Gene Ontology annotation, cellular component: nucleus.
GUUCUGAGAACUGGAAGAGCUGUCUGGCUUGGUGUCCCAAGGAUGGACCCCGCUGCCUCUCCUGCUGCUGCCCCUCCUGCUGCCCCUGCUGCUGCCCCAGCUGCUGACCCUGCUGCUGACCCUGCUGCUGCCCUCCCUGGCCAGGCCUUGGCCCAAGCCCCUGCCCUAGCACAAAUCAAUGGACAAGAAGGUGCUAGGAAUGAACGGGCAGCUUAUCUUUGGAGACCCUGGCUGUCCUCUAUAAACGACCAGCCAAGGCAGGCGAGGAGUCUGGUGGACUGGGCUGAUAAUAGGGCGACAGCGGCUGAGGCUGCCAAGACUGACUCUGACUUCCAUCACCCGGUCAGGCUCUACUGGCCCAAGUCCCACUCCUUUGACUACCUCUACAGUGCUGGGGAGAUAUUACUAAACAACUUCCCUGUCCAGGCCACCAUCAAUUUAUAUGAGGAUUCUGACAGUGCAGACAAUGAGGAAGACAAGGAGGAGGAGGAGGAGGAGGAGGAGGAGGAAGAUGAUGAAGAAGAAGAGGAAGAUGAAGACAAAGAUGUCAAUGAGAAUGAACCAGAAGUGUGUAUGGGGGUAUCAGAGGCCACAACACAUAAGGCCACAGCUCAUUCCCCUGACCCACACUCGGCCUGUCCAAAUUGAAGCAAUCCCAGAUAUACUUGGCACGUUUCCA